CCUACCUAUUUCCCGCCAUUACUAUUCAAUCCAAAAUGGCUGCCAAUCAAUAUAUUUUGUACUUUUUAUUUGCAUUUUUAAUAACACAGACAAAAAGUGCGGCCGUACAUGUUCCUAUGCCAGAAAUAAAAGAGGAUUACAAUAUGAGGUCUCAUCUAAAAUAUGAUAAUGUAUGGGAAUAUUGUUCUAAGAGAGACAUCGCGUGUAAAUCUAAUAAUACGAACAUAUGUGCCGCAAAAAUAGUGGGUCAGAGAAGGUUUUACAAGGACUUCGGGAACGGAUGUUAUUUGUUUUUGAGUAAUAUGUGUGAUCAUCCUGAAGAAGAGUAUUACAUAGUAACUUCAGGUAGUUGUGCGGAACACUUCCAAGGAACAAGGCGUAUCGAUGAUGGUGAAGAACUAAACGAUACUCUGGCUACAAACUCUUCAGAAAUAAACGAAUCGAAAGAAAUAAACGGCACUGAAGCUACAUUCGGAGACGACAAUGAAGAUGACGAUGCUCUACGCCAAGCCAAGGAAGAAAAGCCUUUCAGCCCACUGUACAGUACAGACGAGGCAUUCGACGGUCAUAUAUGUCCUCAUUCGUGCCCCGACGUCUACUCUCCGAUCUGCAUCGCUGUAAACAGGGGCUUUGGGAAAUAUUUCAAGUUUUUGACCUUCAUCAACCAUUGUUUAGGCGACUUAUAUUAUUGUAAGAAUCAUGAAGAGUUCAAAGCGCCACCCCAUGAAGAGGAACCAAUUGUUCAAGACUCACCUCUUUCCUGGUCAUACUGUGCUUCAUCCAGAUUCCUAACGUUCGCACGUUUUUCUGAACAACUGUCAGCAAUGGGUCACUACGGCUGGCUGGCGGGAGAUUACAAGUUCUCGCAUAUUCUAACACCUGAAGAGAGAGAGAGAUUGGAGAACCGAGGGUAGACGCCAGAAUAGGAAAAAUGUAUCCAACUGCUUGUACACCGUUAAUAAUCAUGGCGAAAGGGUUAAAAAUAGUGAUUCUAAUUAGAUUGCCAAAAAAUAUUCGACACGUAUUUUUAUUUCAGCAAAAUAUUAACCGUCUUACCACAAAAACUUUUUGACGUCAGUUUAAGACUUGUAUAAAAAAAUGACAAAUUAUGACGUUGACAUAUGGUUCAUUUUGCAGCCAAAAUUUUAUUAGACAAGUGUAAAACAGGGUUUAAAGUUUUUGUAGUAAGGCCAUAUAUAUUUUUUACUAAGUUGUGGAUGUGACCAUUUAUCUAAACAAAAGAAGUACCGUCUUACCACAAAAACUUUUUAACGUCAGUUUAAGACUUGUCUAAAAUAAUGACAAAUUGACGUUGACAUAUGGUUCAUUUUGGAGCCACAUUUUUUUUAGACAAGUGUAAAACAGUUGUUAAAGUUUUUGUAGAAAGGCCAUAUAUAUUUACUAAGAUACACGCUUUAAAAUACGCAACAAAGUUUGAGAGUGGGGGCUCGUGACGUCACGUCUAUGUAAAUAACUUACUGUUACAGCCUUUUUAUCGUCCCACUGCUGGGCACAGGCCUCUUCUCACGUGGAGAAGGAUUGAGCAUUAAGGCUCGAGCAGACCGGAUGCGUAUGCGUAGACGUAAGCGUAGACGUGCGCGUAGACGUGCACGUACCUUGAGUUGUAAUGUAUAGAAAUGUAUGAGACCGGACACACCGCUU
This is a messenger RNA of Helicoverpa armigera (cotton bollworm), 1662 nucleotides long. RefSeq lists its product as uncharacterized. The transcript has 5 exons. NCBI's taxonomy places the organism in Eukaryota, Metazoa, Arthropoda, Insecta, Lepidoptera, Noctuidae. The coding region runs from base 36 to 914 and encodes 292 amino acids. The record is from RefSeq and is a predicted model, not a curated record.